Messenger RNA from Ylistrum balloti, 567 nucleotides. RefSeq names its product keratin-associated protein 4-7-like. Lineage: Eukaryota; Metazoa; Mollusca; Bivalvia; Pectinida; Pectinidae. The record is from RefSeq and is a predicted model, not a curated record. Bases 1 to 567 code for a protein of 188 amino acids. The transcript has a single exon.
AUGCCCCUGUUCUGUGUGUGUCCAGCCCCUGUGCUUUGUGUGUCCAGCCCCUGUGCUUUGUGUGCCCAGCCCCUGUGCCGUGUGUGUGUCCAGCCCCUGAACUUUGUGUCCAGUCCCUGUACUGUUUGUAUCCAGCUCUGUGCUUUGUGUGUCCAGCCCUAUGUUUUGUGUGCCCAGCCUCUGUGCUUGGUGUCCGGCUCUGUGCUUCCAGAUCUGUACUUUGUGUGUCCAGCCCCAGUGUUGUGUGUGUCCAGUCUUUGUACUGUUUGUAUCCAGCUCUGUGCUUUGUGUGUCCAGCCCUAUGUUUUGUGUGCCCAGCCUCUGUGCUUGGUGUCCGGCUCUGUGCUUCCAGGUCUGUACUUUGUGUGUCCAGCCCCAGUGUUGUGUGUGUCCAGUCCCUGUACUGUUUGUAUCCAGCUCUGUGCUUUGUGUGUCCAGCCCUAUGUUUUGUGUGCCCAGCCUCUGUGCUUGGUGUCCGGCUCUGUGCUUCCAGAUCUGUACUUUGUGUGUCCAGCCCCUGUGUUGUGUGUGUCCAACCCCUGUGCUUUGUGUGUCCAGCCCCUGUGA